CUGGAGGUAAACACGGAAAAGGGCGGUAGCAGAGAAUCUGCUGAGCAGGCCGGCGGUUAGCCUAAAAGAUGGAGAUUUAAUCCGGUUCAAAUGUUUCUCCUGAGUGGUUUUAUUGUUAUUUCAGGUUCAGGAUCUUUGUUACAAACUAACACAGCCGGCGGUGGAGUCAGGGAUGUCGGUUAUCAUACAGACUCGUGGUGAAGUAGGCGGGGGUGUCGCGGCUCACCUCCAGUGCCCCCACUGUGGCCAUUUCUCCAAGAGCCACGCCCAUCAGCUCUCCCACAUUGCGGCAUCCCACCCCUCCUGCCUUGACGGUGUGGUGAUGGGACGCCUCGGGAACAUCCUGAUGUACCAGAGUGGCGCCCGGCUCUUCCACUGCUCCUACUGCUUCUACACCAGCAGAGACUUCACCAAGCUCUACAAGCACAUCAUCACCAAACACUGCAUGGAUGAAAGGGACAAGGGAGGCGACAACGGGAGCGAGAAGGGUGACGAGGAGGACGAAGAAAUGAAAGAUGCCACCAAAAGAAAGCAAACUAUUAAGACUGAGGAAGAAGAAGAAGAAGGGAAAGGUGACGCCAAAAGAAAGAAGAGCAAUGAGGAGGAAGGAGAAGGAGGGAAAGAUGAAUCUAAAAUAAAGAGCAUCAAGACUGAGGAAGAGGAGGAAGGAUGCAGGGACGUCCUGAAAAGAAAGAGGAGCAGUGAGGGUGAAGAAGAGGAGGAAGGAGAGGGGGUGGAGUCGGUUAAAUGCGAGUAUGAUGACAAAAGCGUGCUACUGUUUGAUGGCGCCAGGUACCGCUGCCUAAUCUGUGGUUGGAAGAACAAGCUGAAAGCUGUGGGUGUCAGCCACGUGGUGCGCAAGCACAACAUUCCCAAAGCGUACGCCAACCAGGCCAUCAGACGUGACCUUGCCACAGCCAACCAGAUGCAGAGUGGCGGGGGGGUGGAAGAGGAGGAGGCAGCGGUGGCCGGGCUGAGCGGUGAGCUGCUGAAGGAGGAGAUGGAGGCCACGGCCAAAGUGGUGCGCUUCAUCUCCAACCGCUUUGUGUGCCUGAUGUGCGGCUGGAAGACCAAACUCAAAGGUUUCGCCAUCAGUCACGUGGUGCGUUGCCACGACGUCGAGCGGCCGUACAGCUGCAAGGACUGCAAGCGCAGCUUCUUCUUGCCGAGCCGGCUGCAGCGGCACAUCAGCUCCGCCCACCGGCCCGGCCGCUACGCCUGCCCCUUCUGCUGCUUCAGGUCGCACUUCCUGGGAGGCUUCGGGAGACACUGCAGCCGCUGCAACGCCCGCGAGGAGGAGGGGGAUGGCGGUGAUGGAGGGGCAGUGGAGGAGGAGGACAACGAGGAGGAGGAGGAGGAGGGAGAGGACAGGAAGGAGACAAGAGGGGAGAAGAAACGCAGAAGUCUGGGGAUGGUGGCGGCGGAGGAAGACGACGAUCAGGACGAAGAUGACGAGGACUGAAAAGGAGGAGGAGCUACAGAAGCACGCGAUACUCCGCUGAACAUUUUUAACCUGCAGAGAACAAAUAUCUGUUUCACCGAGUCUGAAUAAACUUCUUUUUUUUU
Haplochromis burtoni (Burton's mouthbrooder) is the source of this 1566-nucleotide messenger RNA. RefSeq names its product chromosome alignment-maintaining phosphoprotein 1. Bases 173 to 1462 code for a protein of 429 amino acids. The transcript is spliced from 3 exons. NCBI's taxonomy places the organism in Eukaryota, Metazoa, Chordata, Actinopteri, Cichliformes, Cichlidae. The record is from RefSeq and is a predicted model, not a curated record. Gene Ontology annotation, biological process: attachment of mitotic spindle microtubules to kinetochore.